This is a messenger RNA of Vollenhovia emeryi, 2512 nucleotides long. Its product is annotated as integrator complex subunit 1-like. Gene Ontology annotation, biological process: U2 snRNA 3'-end processing. Gene Ontology annotation, cellular component: integrator complex. NCBI's taxonomy places the organism in Eukaryota, Metazoa, Arthropoda, Insecta, Hymenoptera, Formicidae. The record is from RefSeq and is a predicted model, not a curated record.
CGCGCAGGCUCGGUGGCGCGCAGACUUGUUGCCGCGCAGGCCUUCAUGGCGAUCUUCUGUAACUAUCUUGAGAAAGCCCGAUCGCCCAGGGGGGAGGGUUACCAGUGGUCCGAGAGUGGUCCGAGAGUCAGGAAUCAGGAUCAGAUUCUAGUCCAGUGGAGCAACGGUGAGGAAUGCACCAUGCACAUCCUGGUGGUGCACGCUAUGAUUAUACUAUUGACAUACGAUACGUCCGAGGACGACCCGCUGUUCAAUAGUUUGCUGGAAACGUGGUUUCCCUUAACGGAACAACCCAAGGCCUUCCUCGUGGACACUAGCGAGGAGGCAUUGCUUAUACCAGAUUGGCUCAAAUUACGCAUGAUUAGAAGCAACGUGCCUCGUUUAGUCGACGCAGCAUUAAAAGAUCUUGAACCCCAGCAAUUGGUACUUUUCAUCCAAAGCUUUGGAAUGCGACCAGUGUCGUCAAUGAGUAAACUGCUUCACACGCUCGACGCGAGUGUCCAGAUCGAUCCAAGCUCGGUGGGUGAAGCGGUUUUGGAUAAAACGUACAUGGCACAAUUGGUGGAGGUGCAACACCGAAGGGGUGCCACGGGUGGAUUGGUGUUCGUUCAGGUAUUGCAGCUGCUGGAACCGCAACUGCCGGACGAGAGCGUUGUGUCGAUCGGGAGGCUGCAGCAGCCGUUGCCGGCCAGUGCGACGGUGCAGAAGCAAUCCGUCAUACAAUGCUCCGUGAAGACUGACGUGCCCCACUUGAUAAACCGACUUUUCAUCGAGAAUAUUCCGUUGGGACAGAAAAUGGACGCUUAUCGGCGUUUGCACAAGGCCUUGGCGAAGGAUCUGCAGAGAUCGUGCGUGAAGGAAAGUGGCGCGGUGGUGCUGGCGAUACAGCACAUAUGCAGCGUCCUCAGUUCUAUGCAGGUCAAGCUGUUUCUGGCCUCGCUUGUGCACAUGCCGCAGUAUUCUUGUACGUUGAUGCGCGUGAUACUGCUUCCGCUCAAGAGGCCGUCAACGUCUAAGCACGUUAUUGAGUUGGCGCGUAAUAUGUGCCUGAACCUGAUAUCGCUGAUAGGCGACGUAAAGGCGCCGGUGCUGUCGAUCCUACGCGACUUCGCUAACAUGCAGCUGACGAAAACGCCUCAACGCGCGGAGCUGUCGAUGCUGCUGCAGAGCCGCGGCGAGAGCCCCGGCUCGAUACUGGAAGGCACGGACUCUGUGAAUCUGGAGGGUAUGGGCCGAAGACUGCUGGAUCUCUGUCUGAAGCAGCAGAAGAACGACGACCUGGUCGAGGCUAUGGCGAGAUUAUUGGUCAGCGAUAGUAACGAAGGCGCGUUGAAACCUCGUACGGGUUUGCUCAUCGAUUGGCUGGCCUCUGUGGAGCCCGAGCUGAUCGGCAUCUGUCCGAAUCUCCAGAUGAAGCUGCUGUUUGGAAAGACGAAGGUGCAUAUCAACAUCGACAAGAACGUUGUGAGCUCGCACUCCUGCAGACCAUACUUGUUAACGCUCUUGACGCACAGAGCGAGUUGGACGACUCUGUACAAGUGCGUCGGCCAUUUGUUAGAUAAAUGCGAUGACGGAUACGAUCCUACUGCUGUUCUGGACUUUUUAUGGGCCUUGACAUGCAAUCCUAAGCUGUGGCAGGGCCGGGACAAGUUCACGCCGAAACAUUACGUUCCUGAGAAUAUUCUGCUGUUGGACGAACGGCAGCUGAUUAAUCUAGUGGCAUAUCUGGUGUCCGAGGCCGUUAUUAUUUGUAAAAUGCAGAACAGAAAUGCUGCCUUAGCGAGGAUGGAUAUAAGACUCGAUCUCCUAUUACAUUGCAUAUCCACCGAAGACGGCCUGAUUUCUAAUGUGGUGAACUAUUUAGCGGAACGUAUGAUGGAUAAUUCAAACGUAGACUCGGCGGAUAUGGCGCAUCAGUUUCUGUUGCACAUGUACAUGAAGAUCCCGAAAGUCAUUUGUUACGACACAGUUGUCGACACUUUUCAAGCCAACAAGUUCGUUAACGGCUCGAGGAUAACCGAUUGGACGGGCUCGGUGCUCGAUUGCAUGAGCCACUCCUUGCUGACGGCUCUGGCGGCGACUCCGAGGCAAAAGGCGUGGAAUUCCAAGUCCCAGGAAUUCGAACUCUGCGCGAGAAAAAUGGCUGCGGUACACCCUAUAUUGGUGUUGCGGCAAUUACCAAUGCUAGCGUCCUCCUUGAUGGGACGAUGCUAUCUCGACUUCGGUCCGUUUAGAUCCGGCCACCAUUUGAAUCUUUUCAUGCAAGUUAUGGGGUUGUUAGAGCUGUUGCAACCGCAUCUGUUUAACGAGCAACACAAAGUUGCGCUGGAGAAUACUUUGGAAAAUUAUCUCCAGUGUUUUCAGGUAUCUCCACUUGUCUAUAAUAUCUCUUGUAACGAUACAAACGUAAUUUAACGAUCGAGAAAUAACAGAUUUGAGGCAGCGUUACAUAUAGAAAGAGAAAUCGCGAUUGUGAAUUACAAAUUUGGUUAAACAACUGCACUACGAAAAG